Phoenix dactylifera (date palm) is the source of this 6576-nucleotide messenger RNA. RefSeq names its product Tetratricopeptide repeat (TPR)-like superfamily protein. The record is from RefSeq and is a predicted model, not a curated record. Gene Ontology annotation, cellular component: nucleus. Gene Ontology annotation, molecular function: protein binding; nucleosome binding. Lineage: Eukaryota; Viridiplantae; Streptophyta; Magnoliopsida; Arecales; Arecaceae. Gene Ontology annotation, biological process: chromatin organization.
CAGUCCCACCGGGUGAGACGCCUUCUUUCUGAAGGGCAAAAUCCUCUACUCUUUUAUCUGGAUCCGGAGCUGGAGUUGGAUUUGUAUACUUUGCCGAGGGGGCUGCAACGAGUCUCAGGUUCGAACAGCCCAAAACCGCCUCUAGCGAUGUUCUCCAUUGCGGCGAUCAACGAGACCGAUUCCAGCGGCCUGUGGGAGCCGUUAGCCCCCACCAAAGAAGCCCAGGAGUUUCAUGUUUCUCAAACUUACCAUGAGGGACUUCUGAAAUUGCAAGCUAAAGAUUAUGCAAAAGCACGUGAACUUUUAGAGACUGUUUUAAAGGACCCUCUGGUAUCAAGUGCUCAGAUCGAUGAUAAUGCUAGUGAUCGUCAUCUUUUGCAGUUAAGAUUUUUGUCCCUGAAGAAUCUUGCUGCUGUCUUCCUCCAACAAGGCUCCAUGCAUUAUGAGAGUGCUCUACACUGCUAUCUUCAAGCUGUAGAGAUUGAUGCAAAUGAUUCAGUUGUUUGGAAUCAGUUGGGAACACUUUCGUGCACAAUGGGCUUAAUGAGCACCUCGAGAUGGGCAUUUGAGCAAGGGCUUUUAUGCAGCCCUAACAACUGGAAUUGCAUGGAAAAACUCUUGGAGGUACUUAUUGCUAUAGGGGAUGAGGUUGCAUGCCUCUCUGUGGCAAAUCUAAUACUUAGGCACUGGCCAUCACAUUCUCGUGCUUUGCAUGUCAAGAACACCAUCGAGGAUGCUGAACCAGUACCGUUUGCACCUCGUGGUGUAGAUAAACUGGAACCAAAACAUGUCAGGCUUAAGUUUCCGGACAAAAGAAAACUAACAGAUGAUGAGAUAGACAAUAGUAGAGUGUCAAAAAGAUGCAAUCAGAACAUAGAGCUGCAGUUGACUGGAGCAACAUGGUCAACCCUUGUAGAGGGAAUCCUUUGCAUUUUUCUUCCAAAAGAUGGGAAGAUUUCUGGGCCAGGGUUUGCGCAUGACCAUGAUGAUGCAAUAAGUGAAAACUUAACUGAAAGACAAGGAAAAGUUUCUUCCAGUGAUACAAGCCCUGAUAAGGGGAGGUCAGGAAUUCAGUUUUCUGAAAAUAUGGGAAGUUUUACCUGUACCAAGAUAGACAUACGCUUAGCUACAGCUCCAGAAAUUAUUCUGGACCCUGCAGAAGGAAAAACACAUGGUGUUUGUCCUGUUGGUGAUAACACGUCACUAGGUUCUCAUGGAUUUGAGAAAUCAAGUGAGGUGAAGGAAAAGGAUGUCUGCACAGACAGAGAUCAUCCUCAGGAAAGGCGUAGUACACGUCUUGAAAGGCUUAGAAGUCGCAAGUCAGGGAAAGAAGACUUGGAAGCUGGUGGCAAGGAUCUGGCAAAAGUUGCCUUUCGAUUUCUAGAACCUUUUAUUCUCAAAAGGCAAAGUACUGAAAAUCAUGAUAGUUCCAGUAGUUGUGAUGGUUCUCGUCCUAGCAUUUCCACAUACACACCAAUUCUUGAGCAUAAUGAUGUUGUACAAUUUAUAUCGAAAGCUUCAAAGAAUUGUGGUGCCUAUCAUAUAGGUCAUUUGAUACUAGAAGAGGUUGCCCACAAAGGUAUUCCCUUUCAUGACAGCUUCAUCAAGUUUCUGGAAUUAGAAAAACUGACUAGACACUGGGGUCAGGAUAGGUCACCAUUGUGUAGUUUAUUUCUUGCUGAGCUAUACUAUGACCAAGGAUCAUGGUCUGCUAACAAAUCAAAACAGUCAGAGUUUUUCUUGGAGGCAUCUUAUCAUCUUUGCAAAGUCAUUGAGUUGGUAUCUUUGGAUUCUCCCCAUGACUUGGUCAGUAUGGGUAAUCAUUUCAGUGGUCCAAAUAUUACCACAGAGACAAACGAUCCUAAUGGAACAGCAGAGUGUGUACAUUGCACAGCCGAGGAAGAAAAUAUGCCUUUAACUGUUACUUCUCAAAAUGCAACUACAAUGUUGGCUGGGGACUCUGGCUGCCAAGAAAUUUCUGAGCAAAAUUCUAUUCUGACCAAUAACAGUGCAUUUUGGGUUCGCUUCUUCUGGCUAAGUGGUCAUCUGUCCCUUUUUUCUGGCUCUAAGGCAAAAGCUUUUAAUGAGUUCUCCAUUUGCUUAUCGCUUCUGAGGAAGAACAAGAAAUUUGAAGAGACUAAGGAUUUUGUCUUUCUGCCUCAUUGCAAGCUUGUGAAUUUUCUAACUGUUGAUAGAGUUCUUCAUGAGAUUAACUUACUUAAACUUGAUUCAUUACUUAGAAAGAUCACUGAUGAAAUGAUUGAAAAAGGAAUGUACACAGAGUCUAUAAAGGUUCUUGCUCCACUUCUGCUUUCUACUAAAGAUGUCUACCUUGAUGUAGUAUCAGGUGACUCGAAAGAAAGUGAAACAGCUGCAUCAAUUGAACUAUCAGCAUUAAAUGUCCUAAUGUCAUCAUGUGAAAAGGCAGAAUCAAUGGAUAUUCAGGUAUAUCUGAACUGUCACCGGCGAAAACUGCAAGUGUUAACUGUUGCAGCUGGUAUGAUAGGUUCUCCUGCAUCACAAACGGACAAAAGUUCAUUGCCAAAAGCUAGUGCUGCUUCUGAUUUGGAUAUCUCAGAACCCAUAAGGAGGCACUGGAUACAUAUGUUGGUCAAAGAAGUUGAGGAUAUAUCUCAAAGUGCAACUCAAGUGAAGAAUUCUAUUGAUCAAAAUGAUACUUAUGAUGAGUUUAGUUCUCUCGUUUGCAUCAUUGCCAGUAUUCAGUCUCUGCUCCUGACAGUUAUGUGCAGUGCAGUGAGAAUUAUUCUCAGCCAAAAAUCAUCCAGUUCAGGAACUUCAGUUCAAACAAAUCAGAUGGAAUGUUUGUGCCUUGUAGAUGCAGCCAUUGCUUUCUGCAAACUGCAACACAUCGACCCUACAGUUUCUGUCAAAACCCAAGUUGACCUAAUUGUGGCAGUCCAUGACUUGCUUGCUGAGUAUGGGCUCUGCUGUGCUGGCAAGGAUGGUGAAGGGGAGGAAGGGACAUUUCUCAAGUUUGCAAUAAAGCAUUUGUUAUCCUUAGAUGUGAAACUGAAGUCACUAAAUGGUACAAACGGUAAAGAAGAAAUUGCAUCUCCAUGCAAGAAUGCCACAGAAGACAUGACUCGCUAUCAUCUCUAUGCUCAUGAAGAACAGGAUAAGGUUGAGGAGGGACAAGAAACUGGAAAGAAUUCUACAGAUGAAAUAGAGAAGGUGGAGUUGGGUAUUGAUAAUGCCUUGGACCAGAGCUUUUUCUGCUUAUAUGGUCUUAAGAUAAAUCCAGAUUCAUCCAGUGAAGAUGACCUAGCCGUACAUAAAAACACUAGUCGUGGAGAUUACCAAACCAAGGAGCAAUGCGCUGAUGUAUUUCAGUAUAUUUUACCAUAUGCAAGAUCUCUAUCAAGAGCUGGACUGGUUAAACUCCGAAGAGUGCUGAGGGCUAUACGUAAACAUUUCCCUCAGCCACCUGACGAUAUUUUAGCCGACAAUGUGAUUGACAAGUUCUUAGAUGGUCCUGAUUUAUGUGAGAAUAAGCUCUGUGAAAUAUAUGAAUCCAACGGGAAUCGGGAAUCCAUCAUGAAUAUAUUGUUCAGCAAUGGAAGAGACCCUGAAACAUUCAAGAAAUUAUCAGUUGCGAGCUCUGAGCCAUAUUUAGAAGUUUAUUGCAACUUGUAUUAUUUUAUAGCCCAGGCCGAAGAGAUAAGUGCCACUGAUAAAUAUCCUGGCUUUGUACUUAAAAAAGAAGGCGAAGAAUUUGUUGAGCAAAAUGCUAAUCUCUUCAAAUGUGAUCUACUUUACAACCCACUGCGUUUUGAGAGCUGGCAGAAGCUUGCAAAUAUUUAUGAUGAGGAGGUGGAUUUGUUGCUGAAUGAUGGGAGCAAACACAUAAACAUUUUAGAUUGGAGAAAGAACACUGUUCUACCUCAAAGAGUUGAGAUGGGUCGAAGGCGGAGUAGGCGCUGUUUAUUAAUGAGCUUAGCCCUAGCUGCUACUACAAUCCAACAGAGUCAGAUACAUGAAUUAUUGGCUCUAGUUUACUAUGACAGCCUUCAGAAUGUUGUACCCUUUUAUGAUCAGAGAUCUCUUGUACCAACAAAGGACACAGCAUGGAUGACAUUUUGUCAGAAUUCGAUGAAACACUUUGAGAGGGCUUUUGCACUUACGCCUGAGUGGCUCCAUGCCUUUUACCUUGGAAAAUUGUGUGAAAAGAUGGGACAUUCACCUGCAAAGGCAUUUUCAUACUAUAGCAAAGCUGCCUCACUGAAUCCAUCUGCUGUUGAUCCUGUAUAUAGAAUGCAUGCAUCACGCUUGAAGUUACUUUAUACUCGAGGAAAACAGAAUCUAGAUGUUCUUCAGAUUGUUGCUGCAUAUCCCUUUAAUCAAUCAACAAAGGACACAAUCCUAAAUUUGUUCAGUUGGACUAGCGAGGAUCUUCUGCAGUUGACUUUGGAUGUGAAAGAUGUCUGUGGGCCAGAUGUUUCAAAGGAUAAAAAGAGCAUUGAGCCUCACUUAUUAGAUAAGGCCUGGUACAUACUUUAUGAUGAUUGUCUCUCUGCCCUUGCUAUCUGUGUGGAAGGGGAGCUGAAGCAUUUCCAUAAGGCAAGAUAUAUGCUUGCCCAAGGACUGUAUAAAAGGGGGGCGGUUGGGGAUCUGGAGAGGGCAAAAGAUGAGCUUUCAUUUUGUUUCAAGUCAUCUCGAUCUUCUUUCACGGUGAACAUGUGGGAGAUUGAUGGUAUGGUGAGAAAGGGAAGGCGGAGAAAUCCAGGUGUCAGUGGAAACAAAAAGAGUCUGGAGGUCAGUUUAUCUGAAAGUUCUCGGAAAUUUAUUACUUGUAUACGGAAGUAUAUGUUGCUCUACCUGAAUCUGUUGGAGAAGACUGGGGAUCUGUGGACUCUGGAGAGGGCUUAUACGUACCUUCGAACUGAUAAGCGGUUCUCUUUGUGUCUGGGAGAUAUUGUUCCAGUUGCUCUUGGAAAAUACAUACAAGUUCUGACAUCAUCAAUUCGCAAUGCUGAGACUCGUGGUGCUACUGAUAACAACACUUCUCUCGAACAAUUGUUAGAGAAAAUGUUCCACAUAUUCAUGGAUCAUGUGAAUUUGUGGACAGACAUAAGCAGUUUACCCGAGGUGAAUAACCCAGACUUAUCAGAAAGCAACCUUUAUGGUUAUAUCCACCAAUAUAUCCACCUAUUGGAGAGUGAUAUCCGAUUAGACGCAAUUGAAGGAAUAAAUGAGAAGAUCCGGAAGCGUUUCAAAAACCCAAAAUUGUCGAAUAAUAACUUCUCAAAAAUAUGCAAGCAUGCAUCUUUAGCAUGGUGUCGUUCUAUUCUUAUUAAAUUGGCUUCGAUCACUCCACUACCUGAUGCUGGACAACUUAGUGGUCAGCCUAGUGGGUUAGAAUCUGGCCUUCUGCUUUUUGUUGACCUACAGCCCGAUGAGCUCUUGGUCUCACCACUGGAAGGUCCUGCUCAAACAAAAGGUCUAGAUAUGAAUUGGUUUGAGGCUCUAUAUAAGAUCAAGAAUAUCCGAAUUAGGCAAGCAUUAGAAGAAAAUAUGGAGGCCGCUGUAACUUUAAUGAGAUGUACCUACAAUUUCUAUCGAGAGAGUUCUUGUGGGACAUUUCCAUCGGGUAUCAACUUGUACACAGUAUUCUCAUUGCAGUCAGCAGUGGGAGGACUACCCCAGCAGGGCAAUGAUGUAGUUGAUGUCCUCGACCUAAGUAUCCCAAGGAAACUGCUUUUGUGGGCAUACACCCUGGUGCACGGCCGUUAUUCAAACAUCUCGGCUGUUGUGAAGUACUGUGAAGAGGCAAAGUCAAGGAUGAAAAAGGGGAUUGCUGUUUCAUCCGCUCCAUCACAAGGAAAUAUUCCAACUAAUGUUGCACAUGCAGCCCUAGGUGGGAGUAAAGAAAAGAUGGACCGGGAUGAGUGCAGUGAAGCCGAGGGUAGUCCAUCUGUUGUUGCAACUUCUGGAUCUCUACAUCAGGAGGGCAGUGCACUUGGCUCAAACAUUUCUCCUGUAAAUUACGAGGCUCAAAAACCAACUUCAGCAUCUUCACAACUCCACCGGUGUAACUCAAACAAAGGUAGCGAAAACGUUCAGCAGGACGGUUGCAGAGAAAACAUGACAGAUUGAGUAGCUAUUACUGCUCAAGGAGGCAGGGAACCUUGCAUGUGUCUCAAAACGUUUCUCCUGUUAUUAACGAGACCCAAAAAUCAACUACAGCAUCUUCACAGGUCUACUGGUGCUGCACAGACAAGACAGCCAACAACAUACAGGAGGCAUAUGCAGUAAACAUCAUAGAUUAGGUAGUUAUUACUGUUUAACAAAGUUCAGAUUCAACUCGGGUAAACACCAUUUAGCUCCAGCUGGUGAUGCGUAACAGUCUUUGAUGCCAUUUGUGAACCAGGGAUGAUGCAUGUAUGUUGUGCAAAUGGUGAUAUUGCCGACUGAUACGCAAGCUAAUUUCUGUAACACACACUCUUUGUAUCUGUCAUAUUGGAAAAUGAGCUGAAAGAAUGUGCAAAUUAGAAUCUGAAGCAUCACUAAUAAAAUUCUGGAAGAUUACAGAACAGACAGAAAUUUCUGUCUUUUUUC